Molecule: messenger RNA, 4402 nt
Organism: Amphibalanus amphitrite
Lineage: Eukaryota; Metazoa; Arthropoda; Thecostraca; Balanomorpha; Balanidae
Product: BCL2/adenovirus E1B 19 kDa protein-interacting protein 3-like
Exons: 7
Coding region: 2610-3188 (192 amino acids)
Biological process (GO): positive regulation of apoptotic process; mitochondrial outer membrane permeabilization
Cellular component (GO): mitochondrial outer membrane; mitochondrial envelope; nucleus
Source: RefSeq, a predicted model, not a curated record
CGUUAUUUAGUUGUAUAAUUCAUUUAUAAGAAAUAUUCUUUUUCUUUGUAUCUAGCCACGAUUUCCGGUUCCCGCCAUUUCGCGCCGGCGUCGUGGGUGUGUGGAUGCAACGUAGUGCUCCCGGUUUUAUUUUGUCUAAGCGACCUUUUCUGAAGUGUCAACCAAGGAUCAAACACUGGUCGUUGCGGGGAUCGGCUUCAGAGGGCCAAGGAUGGCGUCUUGAAUCGCUGUUCAGUCGACAGGCAACUGUAUGACAACGCCAUCCCUGUCAACCAGAGCGUCGACCGAAGUAGGGCGGCGUUGCGCGGACCUGGCCGCACCCGACCAACCGGCGGAGUACCUGACUCGGGCUGGGCGGAGACUACCUACAUCACGACCUUUUGAACUUUGAUCUCGUGGCGAGAAACAAUAUGACGUAAGGAAGUGUGUAUGUGGCUGGCGGGGCCGAGGGUGAAAUGCGCCACGUGUUUAUCCUGCCGGAUGACGACAGCGUCACCAACCUGUCAAAGACCGAGCUGGUGCAGCGCGUGAUGACUGCUAUCUCGUCCCUAGAACCGGAGUAGAAAAACGUGCGCAUAGCCCAGAUGAAGCGAACCAAAACACAGACAGGACUGAUAGCUUUUCGGUCGAGAAUGUUCUGAAGAUGCUGAUCAGUAGACCAAUUGGUGACCGUUUUCGGUGGUAAUAUGGGAUCUUGUGGUGUUCCAAAGCGACCUGCUUUGGGUGUGGACAUAAGUGGCUCAACCUGACAGGAUUGAUGUUUUAGGUAGCCGUGCUAAUCAUAAACCCUAUAUUGAGUGUAUCUGUACAAAUUUUGUUUAUAUUUAUUUCAUGUAUUUGAUUCGAAACCGAAAAUUGCUGUUUGUAAUUAGGCAACAUCGAGACGUUGAGGUCAUUCUCCAGACGUUUAUUUGUUUUUUUUCUCACCUGUCUACGGUAUGUCUUAUUGGUUAGGUCUCAGUUUCAAAUAUUAUUAACUGCAUGUUUUGCAAAUACGUAGCCAUAUUGAAUAAGAGACGUGUCCUAAAAGUGAGUAUUGCUUUGCAUGGGAUGUGAGCAUCAACGACAGGGCUUUGUGAUGGCAAAUAUGUGGCAAUUGCAGGGAUCGUUGUGAAAUGUGUUAUGAAUAUCCUCGUAUUAUUUGCGAAUGCAAAUACAUCCGUGUAUCAUAUUUUCAUUCAAAUUGUGCAAUUUGUGCAACGGGCUUGAGUAUAUUGUUCGGCGAAAUAUCUCCUACUGUACUCCACAGAAAUGGGACGGGAUACAGAUGCGUAGAAACACAUUCAUGAACACGUGAAAGACGAUAAGUUAACUUUUUUUUUACUCAAAAUCAAUGCUACAAAGCAGGGAGCCGUGAAAAUGUCAGACGGCUUCGGCUCCGGAGGAAAAAAUCGGCUCCAGCUCCGGCUCCGGCUCCGAGUAAAAUGGUCGGGCUUCGGUUCCGGCUCCGACUCAGUACAACCCCUAUACAAAGGUCAGCACGGCUCCCUUCACGCAUUCCCUCGAAGGCUUGCAGCUUUGAGCAGGGAGCCAGGGUGAGAGCUGAAAAUCCCUGGUCUACCGUGGGAAUAAGGUCUAGAAAAAAAUUACACGAUCCUGUGCUGAUAUCUUCAUGAAUUUAUUGAAUUUGCAUUAUUUGCACACAAGAAACAUCCCAUAAAUCAAUUUAAAGGGUGAAGUACGUCUGCAGAAAGUCAGUUCGCAGAAUCAAUAUAUUGAUAAACCAGCUGAUUUCAGAAUCAAAAUAAUGAUUAGCCAGCUGUUUGCGGAAUCAAAAUAUUGAUUCUUGCCGGGAUUAGCCGCCGUGAUGAAUCAAUAUCUUGAUUAUUUUCAAGACGCUUUCCUAAACUAACCAAAGAGGUUAGGGCUAUUGUUUCGUGCCUGGCGGGUAGCUUCAACGUUGCUCUUCAUUUUGUGAAGAAACUAUUUUGAAAUUAUAGCCGGUUGCUGAAUAAUUGACGUUUCUGUGAUGGUCUGCACGUAUGCCCAUAUAUGGUCAAAGCUCCGCCCACUAGAAUCAAUAUUUUGAUGCCUCCAUAUUUUGAUUCCCGCCGCCUAGUUUGCCCAACUGAUAUAUCAAGGAAUUUUACCAAACGCGCUACACCUCGUCAAACACAAGCAAAAAACAUUUUUGUGUAAUGGCGCAGAAACGCGCUAGAAAUGUAUACUUUUUCAAGAACAUUCGUAAAGUGCUUAAACUAACGAAGCUCUGUUUGAUAAUUGAAAUUGACUGAAAUACAAUUGAAUUACUAUGUUGUGGUGACGUCGACUGAAAUAAAGAAUACAUAUUUUUGAACUUUAAAAAGAAAAGUAAAUUUAAAGUUUUAAAAGAUCCUGCUCUGACAUCACAGAUUGUUGAUAUCUGCGCCAGAGCAGUGCACAACCAAAACAAAGCCACACACACUCCGAGCCCGUCCUCGUGGGGAAGGUGGUGCACUGCGGACUGCGGGUCUUUAGGGGUAUAGGAGAGAGUGGCGACGUUCUCUUUGAUUGCUGGGGACAUUUUCCUGGAAAUAUAGGCUCUCAUUCAUUUUUUUCUACGUUCUUAUAAAGUUUGAGGAGCACUCCGCUCUUGCAGCCCGUGUGCCAGGCUACAAAAAUUGUCAACAAUGAGCUCCACUCCCCCAAAAAGCCCGGAGGAGGCUUUGGGAGAGUCUUGGGUGGAUCUGACGUACCAGACGGCGUCGCCUCGGCGCGCUACCCCGCUGCCGCUGGGCAGCGAGGACUACCUGCGCCUGCUGCGGGAGGCGCAGCGUGAGAGCAACGCCACGUCCACGCGCGGCUCGCUGGCCUCCUCUCGGCGUGACUCGCCCAAAGACUGCGUCUCGCCCAAGUCGCCGCCCAACAGCCCGAACCCCGAGUUUGCCACUGACCUGGAGGAGCUGCGCGACUACUACCUCAACAAGGAGGAUGUUCUGGGGAUGGAGAAGAGCACCGACUGGGUCUGGGACUGGAGCAGUCGGCCCGACCUCACACCGCCAAAAGACUGGCGGUUCCGACACCCGACCGGGCUGACCAACCGGGCGCUGAGCAUCCGCAACGCCAAGGUGGGCAACACGGGCAUCUUCUCGCGCGGCGUGCUGUGCACCUUCAUCGUCACCAACAUCCUGUCGCUGCUGCUCGGCGCCGGCCUCGGCUACUGGCUGAGUAAGAAGACGGUGGUGCUGCAGCUGGUGCCGCUGGACUAGGCGCCGCGCCGGUCGGCCGCGCCGCCCCGACCCGGCGGCCGGCACAUGUGAUAUGGGACUGAGGGAGACACUGGCGGGCAGUGAGGACGGUGCGGCGGGCACGCGCCCCGGGCACUGCCGACUCGACACGCCGCGACGACACGAUUCGGGCCAUACCGGCUGUAACCGGUGUGCUGAGCGGCCGGCUCGGCCUCAUCCGACAAUAAUUAUUGGCAGCGCUGAGGGCACGGCCCAGCGGCGGUGGCGACCUCUGCCGUGGAGACUAUGGCGCUGUCUACGGCAGUGUCGUUAGCGACGUCUAUCGCCGGCCUCUGCACGGUGACCACCGCUGAGAGCUGGGCCCAGUCGACUGGCGAGGUCCGUGGCUCUCUCAGCUGGUGUCGUGAGGCCUGGGAUCGGCUGCCGCCAGAGGAACUCCUUGGCUAGCUGUCUGAUGGCCGAUGCUAGGUAUUCGCGAUCACCACAGUGCUAAAUCGGAAUGUCGCGACAGUUUCUCGGAUAGUGCAUAUUGUUAGUUUCUUCUUAUUAUGGUUUAGCUCCGAUGAAAUGUAUUGUAACUUUGAAACCCGGUGCAUGCAUGUAUAUUUUUGUAUUCUUUCUAUAUGUUUAUAUCCUUGACCCUAACCUGCUCUAUAAAUGUCCAGUUUUAGCCUAAUCUUUGUGGAAAGAUGUAAAUCUUCUUGAAGUCAUCUUACGCAAAAUUGUUGUACACGUAUGUGAAAAUACGUGUUCAGUCGUGCUAGCCAAAUUUUACCGAUGUCUGCUUCCGUGUCACCACGCUGUUGCUGCCCCGAUGGACUAUACCUAAUUGCCACCUGUGAUGUAUUUUUGUACCGUUAAAUCGCGGUCGGCGGCCUGGCCCGCGAGUGUGGCGCGGCGGUCCGCUCUUGUGUUUCUGUCUGUAACUGAACAGUCGGGCAGCGGUCCGGCGCGCGGCGCACUACGGCGCCAGCCUCUGCUGGACGGCAGCGCGUCUGCACGGCGCGGGCGCCGGAUCUUCAGUCCCGGGCCGGUCCUGGCGGGCCGCUGGAGCCCUCUGUGCGGCGCGCGGUGACUCGCCGCUCGGGACCGGGCGCCGCCAGCGCCGCGCGCGCGGCUACUGUCCCCAGUUAAAGGCCCGGCAUCGGUAAGAUCGCUUUAACUAGGUGUAGUGUGGCGUGACGCGUCCUCUGCGUACUUCUAGUUCCAGUUAGUUCAAUAAACUCUUUUAUGUU